Messenger RNA from Pecten maximus, 989 nucleotides. RefSeq lists its product as uncharacterized. The transcript has 3 exons. The coding region runs from base 4 to 387 and encodes 127 amino acids. NCBI's taxonomy places the organism in Eukaryota, Metazoa, Mollusca, Bivalvia, Pectinida, Pectinidae. The record is from RefSeq and is a predicted model, not a curated record.
GUCAUGCAUUUCCUUUCCAAGAUCGGUCCUGAUUUACCCAUCAACGCCCUUGCUGUUAACGCUAAGGAUAAUACGUGUGCUGACAGAUGUAACCGCCUCAACUUGGCGGUUUUUAACAGUCUGUCUCACACUGACUCCAAGGUUAAGAAUGUUUGUGAUGUACCACUAUUCCUGACAAAAUCGAGUCUUUCUAAAACAAAAUGUGGAAAGAUAUUUGAAAGCUUUAGACAACGCCUUGGGGUAUCGACUGAGUCCGGUGAUGUGCUAAUCUUCCUGAAGAACACAGUUAUGAAUCCCUGGACAGCGGCUGACGCCACAAUACAGAUGCUUCUACAGGAAUUCCGAAACGUUGUUACUCAGUGCAUUACAGAGAUUAACCUGUCUUAAAGAAUACCAACAUCGAUGGAAAACAUUCCCUCAUCGAGAUAUCAUGAAAGAAAGGAAGACGUGUCACUUUAAUGGCACUUUUCACGUUUGCAUGCCUGAACACUGUUUCAUCUCCUACUUACACUAUGGACAUAAACGUUAUUGUGUAAUCAAGAUAAAUCACCCGUGUAGCAUUUUUUGUGGGUAAGGGUUUCUUGUGUAGCUGUUACACAUACACUUGUUUUGUCUAUCUAAUCAGAUUACCAAAGAAUUAUAAAUUACCACUCUUUGCAAAUUUACAUUGAUUAAACAUUUUUACAUGUCAGAUUUGGUAAAUGUUAGCAUAAACAGCUGAUUCUUAUGAACUCAUAUUUGGUUUGAAAACAUUAUGAUCAUCAAGUUGGCAGAACAGAAGAACAACAGAACAUUUUCUGAGUCUAUUUGUCCUUUAUGAUCCCUACCUUCUACCUCAUAGGAAUUUUUUUCUAUUAUAAACUGUCAUAAUAAAAUGUAUAACCCCAGGAAAUUGUUUUGAGUAGGGUAACCUUAAAACUAGAAGCACAUGGGCAUUAUGCUUGAUGUGAUAAUGAAAUUUUUAAUUAUGUAUGUACUAAUCUGACAGA